Messenger RNA from Sphaeroforma arctica JP610, 888 nucleotides. RefSeq lists its product as hypothetical. The transcript has 3 exons. NCBI's taxonomy places the organism in Eukaryota, Ichthyosporea, Ichthyophonida. The record is from RefSeq and is a predicted model, not a curated record. Bases 1 to 888 code for a protein of 295 amino acids.
AUGGAGCACAGACUCGACUUACUCGACAGCCAACCACGCUACGAAGAAUCCGAUUUUGAAACCCAAACAGAGUAUGUGCAGUGGCGACAGGCGCUGAGAGAGGGCGUGCUCAAAACACUUCAUGAAUUCCGUACGGAAACCAACCAACCAGAAUCAGGCGAUGCGUCUCUGGACCAAUCAGAUCGCAGAGAAAUUAUACCGCAGGCCGUAUCAGAUAACACACCAACCACCGUGGCACAAGCAGACAGUGGAGAUGACUCCACACUGCAGUCCCUUGCGCCAAAGACGGGACAGGGGCAUUCACCACAGGCAUCAGCCGCAGCAGAACCAGAGCACCCCACCACGCGGGAUCGCUUCUGUGGCAGCCUGCACAUCACCGUGAAGAGUGCCGGGCACACAACACCACACAACACCACAAUGCACAGCACUCUGUCCACAGACGGCAAUGGAGGCGACAGCGCAUACUCGGACGAAGACUCAGACGACGACAGCGAGUGCGAACAACUACCCAGGAGACCACAAGACAGUCACCACCUGCCCAUGUGCGAUGCGUGCGCGCCCAGCCAGAAGCAUUUACGUGUACGCCGUAUGGACAUGCGUGAUGUGGACAGCGAGGUUGCCAUGGCAACCACCUAUGCACACACGCUGUCGCUGGAUGUACCGUUGCCCACGGCCAGUGUGCACAUGGACUUGUGGGGUGUGCGCAACCCGAGUGAGGCAGCAUACACCAUCGCACUCUUCAACCCCUGGCAGUCCGACGAUCUCAUUGGCUGCGACACUCCGAUCAUUGAUCCCAGCAGCAAGGUGUGUCAUGUGCAAAUGCCUACGGUUGAUAUGAACGCCAAGAUGCAAUGGCUGGUGACAUACCUUAUAACUCGUGCUACGUGA